Strongyloides ratti is the source of this 1350-nucleotide messenger RNA. RefSeq names its product U3 small nucleolar RNA-interacting protein 2. Gene Ontology annotation, cellular component: small-subunit processome. Gene Ontology annotation, molecular function: snoRNA binding; protein binding. The record is from RefSeq and is a predicted model, not a curated record. The coding region runs from base 1 to 1350 and encodes 449 amino acids. The transcript is spliced from 3 exons. NCBI's taxonomy places the organism in Eukaryota, Metazoa, Nematoda, Chromadorea, Rhabditida, Strongyloididae.
AUGCCACUGGUUUAUAAUAACAGAAAAAAUAGGAAAACAAAUUUAGGGGAUAACCCCAAAGCUUCGAAGAAGCAAAAAAAGAUUCUCGAAGAUGAGAUUUCAUCUGAGAGUGACUUUGAAGACGAUGUUGUAAGAACAAAAGAAUCAGCAAUUAAUGAAGAUAUGUUUGAAAGUGUAGAAGAAAAAACUAAAAUUGCUGAAAAAAACUUGCUAAAUAAAUUUGGUUUAAUUGAAGAAAAUAAGGAAAUUGAAGUAUCUAGUACUAAUAUAAAUGUAGCUGUUAAAACAGGUAGUCGUUACAAACAUCUUGCCGAUUCAUUGAAAAUUAUUACUGAAAAAGUAUUUACCUAUCGUGGACAUAGAUUUUCACCAACAUCAGUUGCCCCAUCACCAGAUGGAAAAUAUCUUUUUAGUUGUGGUAAAGAUAAUAGUGUUAUAAAAUAUGAUAUAAUUAAUAAAAAAAAAGUAUCAACUUUGAAUAAAAAGCUAACGCCUAAAUUUCAUAAACAUGGAGUAAAUUGUUUAGCUGUUGAUCCAAAUGGAAAAUAUCUUGCAACAGGAGGUGCUGAAGGAAUUGUUAAAUUAUGGAACUUAGAAACAAUGGAAUUUGUCUCUAAUUUAGCAGGACAUCGUUCCGGUAUAACUUCAUUAGCAUUUAGAUUAGGUGUUGAUGGUCAAUUAUACUCAGCUAGUGAGGAUCGUUCAAUUAGAUAUUGGGAUACAAAUCAAAUGGGAUUUGUGGAUAUUAUGUAUGGUCAUACAUCAAUCGUAGGAAAAAUAGAUGUUUUACAUAAACCUCGUUUAUUAUCAUGUGGUACUCAAGACCAAUCUGUACGUAUAUUUAAAAUUGGUGAAGAAUCACAAUUAGUUUACACACCACAUGUUGAAGCUACCAGUGUAGAUACUGUUUGCUAUUUAGAUUCUACAACUUUUGCCUCUGGAGCAAUUGAUGGUUCAAUUUCAAUUUGGUCAUCUAUGAAAAAAAAACCAAUAUGUAUUCAAAAGUUUGCUCAUAAAAAUGGUAAAGAUAACAAAGAUUGCCAAAAUUGGAUUACCUCACUUGCCGCUAUUCCUUAUUCUGAUUUAAUGGUUUCAGGAGGAAAUAAUGGUGUAAUAAAUUUUUGGAAAAUUGCAAAUGAUAACAAAAAAAUUAUACUGAUAACAUCAUAUAGUGUGGAUGGUUUUAUUAAUGACCUCAAAUUUUCUAGUAACGGAGAUUUUCUUUUUUGUGCUGUUGGAAAAGAUCACAGAUUUGGAAGAUGGUCUACAAUAUCUGAAGCCAAAAAUCACAUUCUUGUUAUACCCUUAAGUUUUGGGGAUACUAAUGAUAUUGAAAAUGAAGUUGAAUAG